Messenger RNA from Salvia splendens (bonfire salvia), 2011 nucleotides. RefSeq names its product protein disulfide-isomerase. Gene Ontology annotation, biological process: protein folding; response to endoplasmic reticulum stress. Gene Ontology annotation, molecular function: protein disulfide isomerase activity. NCBI's taxonomy places the organism in Eukaryota, Viridiplantae, Streptophyta, Magnoliopsida, Lamiales, Lamiaceae. Bases 130 to 1620 code for a protein of 496 amino acids. The record is from RefSeq and is a predicted model, not a curated record. Gene Ontology annotation, cellular component: endoplasmic reticulum. The transcript is spliced from 11 exons.
AAAUCUCGUGAACCUUAAAUCCUUAUAAAAACCCCAAAUCCCAACGCGUGGCUCCGGCUCCGGCUCCUCCUCACGAGCUAGUAACGGAAUUUGAGACGAAUUUUCUUCCAGCUGAGAUCUACAAUAGCCAUGGCGUCAUCCAAUUUCUGGAUGCCAUUGUUGCUGAUCGCCUUCGCCUUCGCCGCAACCAUCUCCACUGCCGAGGAAUCGGAGUCCAAAGAGUUUGUGGUGACGUUAGACCACUCCAAUUUCACUGAAUUCGUCGCCAAGCACAAGUUCGUCGUCGUCGAGUUUUACGCGCCUUGGUGUGGUCACUGCAAGAAACUUGCUCCAGAGUAUGAAAAAGCUGCUUCUGUUCUAAGCACAAGUGAUCCUCCGGUUGUCUUAGCAAAAGUUGACGCAAACGAAGAGCAAAAUAAGGCCAUAUCUAAUGAGUUCGAGGUCAGAGGUUUCCCCACAAUCAAAAUACUGAGGUAUGGUGGUAGUGUUGUUCAAGAAUACAAAGGACCUCGAGAAGCGGAAGGAAUUGUAACCUAUUUGAAAAAACAAAGUGGUCCUGCAACUUUUGAGAUUAAAGCCCCAGAAGAAGCCAAUUCUAUAAUUAAUGACAAUAAGAUUCUUGUUGUUGGUGUAUUCCCUGAAUUUUCGGGAGAGAAGUUUGAGAAUUUCACCACUUUAGCCGAGAGGUUGCGUGCUGACUAUGAGUUUGGUCACACUUUGGCUGCCAAAGUUCUUCCUCGUGGGGACUCAUCUGCUACAGGGCCUCUUGUUAGAUUAUUGAAGCCUUUUGAUGAACUCUUUGUAGACUUCGAGGAAUUUGAUGUUGAUGCUUUAGUGAAAUUUGUUGAAGAAACUAGUACUCCAACUGUAACUCUCUUCAACAAGGACCCAAAGAACCAUCCUUUUGUUAUUAAAUACUUCAACUUCCCCAAUGCCAAGGCAAUGUUGUUUCUAAACUUCACCACUGAACACUUUGACGCAUUCAAGUCAAAGUAUCACGAAGCAGCUCAGCUUUACAAGGGAAAAGACUUGAAUUUUCUAAUGGGUGAUGUUGAGGCUAGUCAAGGUGCCUUCCAGUACUUUGGCAUUAAGGAUGAGCAAGUCCCAGUCAUCAUUAUCCAGACAAAUGAUGGAGAGAAAUUCCUAAAACCAAAUGUUGAGCCUGAUCAGAUUGCAUCAUGGGUGAAGGACUUUAAGGAUGGGAAGGUGAAACCUUAUAAGAAGUCGGAGCCCAUUCCCGAAGUUAACAAUGAACCUGUUAAGGUGGUAGUGGCUGAUACCCUGCAGGACAUGGUUUUCAAUUCUGGCAAAAAUGUUCUGAUAGAGUUCUAUGCACCAUGGUGUGGACACUGCAAAAAGUUGGCUCCAAUCGUGGACGAAGUGGCUCUCUCGUUUGAAAAUGAUGCUGAUGUUCUGAUCGCAAAGCUAGAUGCAACUGCAAAUGAUCUUCCACCAGGGACUUUCGAUGUGAAAGGUUACCCGACACUAUAUUUUAGGUCAUCAACCGGAAACCUGCUGCAGUAUGAUGGAGACAGGACUAAGGAUGACAUAAUUGAGUUCAUCAAGAAGCACCGAGCAGCUGCAGCUGUGAAACCGGAGUCGAGAAAUGAUGAACUCUGAAGAAGGUAGGAAAACGCCAUUCUCGGUCUUGAAAUGAUUCAGAUGAUAGCGACGAGCUUAAUCACACGGCAGUGGAUUGCUGGAGUCUACUGAAAUCCUGUACCUGCUUCUCCCCUCUCUGCUGUGCUGAUAUUGGCUGUAACUCUAAUCUGGAGCGCGUUUUCUGUUUGCAACCGGUCGUUCAGACAGUUUUGAUUUCAGAAAUAUUUGUCGUAGGUUUGCAGAGUGAUUUUGGUAACUUAAUUUUCGGAUUAGAUAGUCUACUUUGAUGUUGGUUGCCAAAUACUUGAGUUCGGUUCUUUUAUCGUUAGAUGGAAAAUUGAAAGUACUAGUACUUUUUAGAGUAAAGUUAGUGAUAUUAUUUUGCCGGAAAAAAUUUAAUUUUUUGUAA